CUGAAUUCUGGGAAAUUUAGUUUGGGAAGACAAGGACCUCUUGUAGCUGAGAAUUCAAAAACUCCAACCUAAACUACUUUUCUCAGAAUUAUGCAGGUGGCAGAAGAAGCCCAAAAUGUGGGGCUGCCCAUUAAAGCCCUAGUGUGAGAGAGGGUGGGGCUGACAAACUGGGAAACUGAGUCUGAAAAGGAAGGAAACUGGACAAAGCAGCACAGAAAGGGAGCAGAAGGACAGAAAGGAUGUGGUGAGAACUAGACUGCUUCUAACAGGGGGAGGACUUAGCAGAAGGAAUGCCUUGCGCUCCUGGGACUGAUCUUGGGAAAAGAUAGAGAAGCCAGGUAUUCCUUCCAGGAAGUCUUAGAAGCGAGGAAACUGAAUAGACACUAAUACCAUCUAGUGUCCUCCUAUAUUAUUGUUGCAGUCAUAUUUACAAGAACUGAAAAAAAAGGAAACAAGUUAUCUGCCUGCUCUUCUGAUGUGAAUAGUUUUAGGAGAAUCUUUUUCUCCCAAUACAGCUUUUAUUCUCCAUUCCCUGGGAGUCCAUGCCUUCACGGCAUAUGCAAGCCGGGAUUUUCAGUGGUCUGCUCAUGAGGGAAGAAAGCCAAAUGGGAUUUUCCUCUGGCACAAGAGUUCAUUCGUUGAUAUAUCCUUUGUUUUGGACUUUGGAGAAAAAUCAAAUGAUAGGAUUUUGCUGUAGCACAGAGUCCAAUGUUUUCAUGCCAGUCUCAAAGGUUAACCAUUCUGAACGGUUUUGAAAUGCAAGCGUAUCCCAGAAGAGCCUAGUCUUACCUUUUGCCAUACCAUUAAUCAAGCAGAACAGAAUCAGGAGAACAAUGUCUAUGAAACGGAUGCUGGUUGUACCUUUAAUGAUGAUGUUCCUCUUAGACUCAGCUUCCGGUGGGAAUGUUUUGGUCUGGCCAUUUGAUUAUAGCCAUUGGAUGAACAUGAAAUCUAUAAUUCACGAGCUUACAGCCAGGGGCCAUCAAGUGACAGUCAUAAUGCCUUCAUUCUACCAGGCAUCUGAAUCAAGUGGACCUCCCAACUUCCACCUGGAAGUGAUACCUGUACCAUUCUCAAGGAAGGACAUGGACAUUUUGAUGCAGGACAAUAUCAAUUUAUGGUCUUUUGAGAAGCAUGAAAUACCUUUCUGGGAAUUUUUCAUCAAGUUGUAUGGCAUUGUAAGGGAAAUCUUCUAUGGAUACAAGAGUUUCUGUGACAAUCUUUUUUGGAAUGAGAAGCUGCUACAAAAGUUGGAGUCUGCUGCGUUUGAUGUCCUUAUCUCAGACCCAGUAAUGCCAGGAGGGGAACUGCUAGCUGAGAAACUUCAUGUUCCAUUUCUAUAUUCUUUACGGUUUUCUUUUGGAAACACAAUGGAACGUAUUUGUGGCAAUACCCCAGCUCCACCAUCAUAUGUACCUGCCAGCAUGGGAGGGCUAACGGACAAAAUGUCUUUCAUGGAGAGAACGGCAAACAUGCUCACUUACCUUGUAAUGGACAUGGUGGUCCAUAAUUUUUUGUACAAAGAAUGGAAUCAAUAUUUUAGUGAUGUCCUAGGGAGACCUACAACAUUGUGCGAAACAAUGGGCAAAGCAGAAAUAUGGCUGAUCCGAACCUACUGGGACUUUGAAUUUCCACGGCCAUUACUACCAAAUUUUGAAUUUGUAGGAGGGCUGCAUUGCCAGCCAGCAAAGCCUUUGCCUAAGGAAAUGGAAGAAUUUGUCAAGAGUUCUGGAGAACAUGGCAUUGUGGUAUUUUCUCUCGGUUCAAUGAUUAAAAACUUAACAGACGACAAGAGUAACAUGGUUGCCCUGGCACUCAGCCAGCUUCCCCAGAAGGUUUUUUGGCGGUACCAAGGGAAAAGGCCAGAAACACUAGGAGCUAAUACCAGACUUUAUGACUGGAUCCCACAAAAUGAUCUACUUGGACAUCCCAAGACAAAAGCCUUUAUCACUCAUGGUGGAACAAAUGGGAUUUAUGAAGCUAUUUACCAUGGGAUUCCCAUGGUAGGAACUCCCAUGUUUGGAGACCAGCCUGAUAACAUUGCUCACAUGCGUGCAAAGGGAAUGGCUGUAGAGCUGAAUAUCCACACAAUGACAGCACAAGAUUUAGUGGAUGCUGUUAAUACCGUUAUUCAUAAUGCAACAUAUAAGGAAAAUGCAGUACGUCUGUCGAAGAUUCAUCAUGAUCAACCUAUGAAGCCUCUAGACCGAGCUGUCUUCUGGAUUGAGUUUGUCAUGCGCCACAAAGGUGCCAAGCAUUUGAGAGUAGCUGCCCAUGACUUGACCUGGUACCAGUAUCACUGCCUUGAUGUCAUUGCCUUUUUGAUCAGUUGUGUGGCACUUUUCAUGUUCAUCAUUGUAAAAUGCUGCACGUUUUGCUGUCGGAAAUGUGGCAUCACACGGAAAACAAAACUGGAAUAGUUUCUGUUCAGCACACAGCCAUCAUGUGACUUGUAUAAUCUAACAUGCUCAAACUUGGUAUGUUAAACCCUAUAGUUAUUUACCAUCACAUUCAGCCUGAUUGGAUGUAGAAACACAUAUAUCCUGGCUAGAUUCUGACAGCAUAGAUUUGUAGGUAUGAAUGAUAUUUAUAUAUAACUUUUAGGUUUUUUUUAAAAUGAAAGCUGUUACGCAGCCGGAGAUUGCUAUUGUAGUGUAUUAACAACUAGAGGGGUCAGAAUUGAUCCAUCCCAUAAAAUCAAAGAAUAUACAUUGGUUUUAAAAAUACUGCUAGAAUAGGAGCUUUGGCAUGCUAUGUCUUUGUUCAAGUGGUAGAAAAUGUUUUUGAAAUACAAGGAACAGAGGUGCAUACUAUACACACACACUGCAUAUAUUGUUGGAAAUAGCAACUUCUCAAGCCUCCACUAGUAAUUUGUAUACUAUUCUGUUUGUUUACUGUAUUGUAUAUGCAUGGUUCGAUAUGCAGCUUUCCCGUUUCUUAAGGUUGUGGGAGGGGCUGCAGACCACAUGAUAAGAUCUCAGACUGCAUUUUAUAACUCAAACAUGCUUUAGACUACAGACUUCAUUAGAGCAUGAGAACUAAGAGGUGCCUUAGAUUUCAUUAGAGCACUAACACAGAGAUGCUUUUGACUUCAGACUGCAUGGAGUGCAGGUUCCAUAAGACACCAUGAGACUAUGCACUGUUAAGACUGUAAGAAAGACACCCUGUGUUAUCUGCACAGAUAGACUUCAAACCUGUAUGUAAUUGGAUUGACAAGUUAUGUAACUGUAUGUUGAAUACAUGAAAGUUGUGAGUAAACCAGAAUAUGUUACUUUAAA
This is a messenger RNA of Anolis carolinensis (green anole), 3278 nucleotides long. RefSeq names its product UDP-glucuronosyltransferase 2A1. The record is from RefSeq and is a predicted model, not a curated record. Bases 834 to 2420 code for a protein of 528 amino acids. The transcript has 6 exons. Gene Ontology annotation, molecular function: glucuronosyltransferase activity. Lineage: Eukaryota; Metazoa; Chordata; Lepidosauria; Squamata; Anolidae.